CUGCCAGGAGAUGGAAAUGAAAGGAGAAGAGCCAGAGCAUUUACGCAGAGUGAGCAAUUGCAUUUAACAGUGUGGGCCUUGACGCAAUGGCAUUAUAGUCCAUAUAUACCCAUAAGUUGCUCACUCAAACCUACAGCACUGUCACAACAAACACAAUUCUCUCGACACUCUGAUAUGUGUGAUCCCACUAGAGACGAUGGCUCUAGCCAAACCCGCGUGGUUCUCAAGGAAAAAAGACCCUACUUUCUCAGAAAAUGGCUUUUGGUCGAUGUAAUAAGAAUGUUAACCGUGGUGAUCGUCCACUUUUUGUGUCUCUUGGCGCCGUUUCACUACACAUGGGAAGCUUUACGGUUUGGUCUGGUGCUCUUCGUCUUGACUGAACUCAGCAUCACAUUCUCAUACCAUAGGAACUUGGCCCAUCGGAACUCGGAUCGCGACCCACAUAGCCCUAAAGAAGGAUUAUGGUUCAGCCAUGUCUUGUGGAUAUUUGACAUCCUUUAUAUCAAAUAUAAGUGUGGAGGACGUAACAACGUGAUGGACUUGAAACAGCAAUGGUUCUAUAGGUGGCUAAGCUUAUUUACAAUGGGAGAGAGUUGGCACAACAACCAUCACGCAUUUGAGUCAUCGGCAAGGCAAGGAUUGGAGUGGUGGCAGAUUGAUAUCACUUGGUACCUCAUUCGACUUUUUGAGGUUCUUGGAUUAGCCACUGAUGUCAAAUUGCCUUCAGAGUUUCAGAAACAGAAGAUGGCUAUCCCUCGUUGAUGGAUGUUCAUUUUGAGAUCUAAAAUAUAUAUUUGGAUGAGAAGAUAUAUAAGGAGAAUGAAUCUGAGUUAACUAUUAGGGCAUAAUAUUAAUGAGAGAAUAAAUAGACUUAUGCAUGUUAUCCAGAAAAUAAAGGCUAGGAUUUUCUUUGUCUUGAUUUGAUUUCCUUGAUUCUAAAGAUGUUUGGCUAUUUUUGUAUGAUCAAUCUAUUAUAUGUUUUUGAAUGAAUAUUUACAUCUUA
Messenger RNA from Thlaspi arvense, 1003 nucleotides. The record is from the annotation of a GenBank genome assembly. Lineage: Eukaryota; Viridiplantae; Streptophyta; Magnoliopsida; Brassicales; Brassicaceae.